AUGCCGAACAGAUUUAUGCGCAAGCUAACCCUCGUGAAGUUGAUCCUGCAGGGAAAGGCUGAUCCAGACGCAUACAUUGAGUGGGAACAGAAGAUGGAUGCUUUAUUCAAGCUUCAAAGGUUCAGUGAGGAGAGGAAAGUCAGGCUAGCCGCAACAGAGUUUGAGGGAUAUACUAUUACGUGGUGGCAAAAUCUCUCCAGCAUCAGGAGACGCAAUGAUGAAUCAAUAACUUCAUGGCAUGAGAUGAAGGAGGUUAUGAGAAACAGAUUUGUUCCCAUCCACUAUGGGCGCGAUCUCCACAAGAAACUCAGGAAACUAUCUCAAGGAACCAGGAGCGUAGAGGAGUAUCAUCUUGAGAUGGAAACCUUCGUGAUCAAGGCUAAAGUUGAGGAGGAAGUUGAAGCCACGAUGGCUAGAUUCCAAGAUGGACUGAAUACGGAUAUCCAAGACAGGUUGGAGAUGCAAGACUUCCAUACCCUUGAGGAGAUGGUUCAUAAAGCCACACUGAUUGAACAACAGCGCAAGAGAUGGAAUGCCACACGAAGUCCUUUUGGUUCUAACUCAAAAUCUUCUUACUCCAAGGAUGACAAGUCAAACGCCAAGCCAAAGGAGGGAACUCCCUCAACUUCAUCAACACCAUCGACAACUACCCGUGAGGACAAAGGCAAGGGACCAGCAACACCAGUAAGGGCCACAAACAUCAAGUGCUUUAGGUGUCAGGGUUAUGGUCAUUAUGCCAAUGAAUGCACCAGUAAGAAAGUCAUGAUUGUCUUAGCUAAUGGAGAAGUUAUCUCAGAGGAUGAACAAGAAGAAGACGAGUCUGAUGGGGAAGAAGAUAUGGACUACCCUGUUAAGGGUGAGAUGUUAGUUACUAGAAGAGCCUUGAACGUCCAGCCUAAAGCCAAGGAGACAGAGCAGAGAGAGAACUUAUUCCACACAAGGUGCCUGGUGCAAAGUAAAGUGUGUAGUCUGAUCAUAGAUGGAGGGAGUUGUACCAAUGCAGCAAGUGAAACCUUUGUGGAGAAGCUUGGGCUAUCCGUACAUAAACAUCCACGACCAUACUUGCUUCAAUGGCUGAGCGACAUAGGAGGAGAGCUAAGGGUGACAAAACAAGUGAAGGUACCACUCACGAUUGGAAGGUACCAAGACGAAAUCACUUGUGAUGUAUUACCCAUGGGUUCCAGUCAUAUCCUGUUGGGGAGGCCGUGGCAAUUCGACAGAAGGGUGCUGCAUGAUGGAUUCACCAAUAGACAUUCCUUUUCCCAUGGAGGAAAACAGAUCACACUUGUUCCUUUGACGCCACAUGAAGUAUAUGAAGAUCAGAUGUGCCUCAAGCAAAGAAAGGAGGCAGCCGAAGCUGCUGCAAAAGCUCUACUGGUAAAGGGAGCUGAUCAGGAAUACAAGGAUGUCUUUCCAGAUGAUAGCCCCGUUGGCUUGCCACCCAUCAGAGGCAUUGAGCACCAGAUUGAUCUUGUACCAGGAGCUACACUUCCUAAUCGUCCAGCCUACAGGACCAACCCUGUGGAGACUAAGGAGCUCCAGAAACAAGUCAAUGAGCUGCUGGAGAAGGGACACAUCCGAGAAAGUAUGAGCCCGUGUGCUGUACCAGUACUACUAGUUCCCAAGAAGGAUGGGAGCUGGCACGUUGACUUAAAGAGUGGUUACCACCAGAUUAGAAUGAAAGAGGGAGAUGAGUGA
Molecule: messenger RNA, 1698 nt
Organism: Brassica napus (rape)
Lineage: Eukaryota; Viridiplantae; Streptophyta; Magnoliopsida; Brassicales; Brassicaceae
Exons: 4
Coding region: 1-1698 (565 amino acids)
Molecular function (GO): nucleic acid binding; zinc ion binding
Source: RefSeq, a predicted model, not a curated record